This is a messenger RNA of Lentinula edodes (shiitake mushroom), 1530 nucleotides long. RefSeq lists its product as uncharacterized. Lineage: Eukaryota; Fungi; Basidiomycota; Agaricomycetes; Agaricales; Omphalotaceae. The record is from RefSeq and is a predicted model, not a curated record. The transcript has a single exon. The coding region runs from base 1 to 1530 and encodes 509 amino acids.
AUGCCGAGCUCAGAAAUCUUGCCCUCAGAUGGCGUUUCACGGGUUCCACUAGAUCUCGAGGAGCGUCCGAAUAUUCGGACAUGUGGAAUCGGUGACCUACCAGUGGAAAUCCUAGGACACAUAUUCGCAAUGAUCCAUUCUCAGACUAUUUCGUCUUCUAUGACCAAAUUCACAACUUCUGAUACCGUCCUUAGGCUCUCCCAUGUUCACCCGCUCUGGCGGGAGACUUGUAUCUCAGUCUCCAGCCUCUGGAGCCAUAUCCACAUCAUCCGUGCUUCGAGCGAUGAAGUCGAACGUACUGAAAUGUUCCUUGAAAGAUCAGGAACAUCACUCUUGACAAUAGAGUUUCACGCUCGCGCGAAUACAAUCCCAUAUACUCCAGAGGCAAAUAGAAUGAUACAGAAGCUCUUUGCGGCAUGCGAAAGGUGGAAAGGAGCUUCGUUCUCCAUCCAAGCUCAAUCCAUUGAGCAGGUUAUGAUAGCCCUUUUCGGUGAAAACGGGACUCCUCAGCUUGACCAGAAAUUUCAUUUUCCGUUUUUGGAAACAUUCUCGUUUACUAGUCGACCAGAGAGCCAGAACCGUCGUUUUUUUGACAUGUUCCAGCAAAAAUCCACUCCUCGAUUGCACAACCUAGUUAUUCCCAACUAUACUACAUUCCUACCCUUCGCAUUUGGCCAGAUAACAGAUCUAACUCUGUCCAAAAUGAAUAAGGAUUUCCCGGACCUUUCUGUGUUGUGUCCCCAUCUUGUUAGACUGAAAAUCGGACAAACAUUUGGCGAGUCCAAUGAACCCACACCAGCGCAUGCUGCUACUACUUUCGAAUUGCCCAAACUCGAAACAAUGAUUGUGAGCUGCUCUGGACCUGGUCGGUUGUGGAGCAUGUUAACCUUGCCAUCUCUCCGAAACCUCGCCUUGGAAGCAAUAACGUUCAUGCCAUUAGAACACGUAGCCAUCCUCAAUAUGCUGCGCAGGUCUGGCUGUGGACUGGGUCUGCGAAGGUUGACCCUGGCAUAUAUGGAUAUCACAGAUGUAGAUGUGAUGAGCAUGCUGAGUCUCAUGCCACAAUUAGAGGAGUUUGUGUUACACGAAACACUCUUGAGGCAACAGAAAAUUCUGACACCAAGGCUACUUAUGGUCUUAAAACUGCCUAACACUAACCGGGAUUUGGCCACCACUGUCAAUGACAGUACCUUUGUCUCGCCGGCUGUCACCAGAGCUCACUUCAUCCCUAACCUAGCGUACAUUGAACUUCAAGUAUACUAUUUCCCCACAUUUGGACUUGACUUGCUCUUUGACAUGCUAUCAUCUCGAGCUGUUAUUUCCAGCGGGGAUCAUCUGUCCUCGUUCUCUACCAGACAAGCCUCAGGUAUCUUGAAACAAAUUGUUCUUUGCUUCGUAUUGGACGAAGUCAAUCCCCCUGUUCAGAUACCCUUAGAACUAGAAAAUAUGGUGAACAGGUUGAGGCUGGUGAGCACAUCCCAUAUCCAGAGCAUGGUGCAAUGCGGACAGGAGUGGAAAAAAGAAUUCUGA